Ceratotherium simum simum (southern white rhinoceros) is the source of this 2308-nucleotide messenger RNA. RefSeq names its product ST8 alpha-N-acetyl-neuraminide alpha-2,8-sialyltransferase 2 (gene ST8SIA2). Gene Ontology annotation, biological process: N-glycan processing; oligosaccharide metabolic process. NCBI's taxonomy places the organism in Eukaryota, Metazoa, Chordata, Mammalia, Perissodactyla, Rhinocerotidae. The record is from RefSeq and is a predicted model, not a curated record. Gene Ontology annotation, molecular function: alpha-N-acetylneuraminate alpha-2,8-sialyltransferase activity.
GUCGCCGCCGCCGCCGCUGGCCCGGACUCGCCCGGAGCGCAGGGUGUCUGCCCCGCUGCGCGCCGCGCGCGGAGGCUCCCUGCCGCUGCGCCCUUCAGCCCCCGCUCCUCGCGCCGGCCCGCGCGGGUCCCGGCGGGCGCGAACCCACCAUGCAGCUGCAGUUCCGGAGCUGGAUGCUGGCUGCGCUCACGCUGCUCGUGGUCUUCCUCAUCUUCGCAGACAUCUCGGAGAUCGAAGAAGAAAUCGGGAAUUCUGGAGGCAGAGGUACAAUCAGAUCAGCUGUGAACAGCUUACAUAGCAAAUCUAAUAGAGCUGAAGUUGUAAUAAAUGGCUCCUCAUCGCCAGCUGUUGUUGACAGAAGUAAUGAAAGCAUUAAGCACAACAUCCAGCCAGCCUCGGCCAAGUGGAAGCACAACGAGACGCUCUCGCUGAGGAUCAGGAAGCAAAUCUUAAAGUUCUUGGAUGCUGAAAAGGACAUUUCUGUCCUCAAGGGGACCCUGAAGCCUGGAGACAUUAUUCAUUACAUCUUCGACCGAGACAGCACGAUGAACGUGUCGCAGAACCUCUACGAGCUCCUCCCCAGAACCUCUCCGCUGAAGAACAAGCACUUCCGGACUUGUGCCAUUGUGGGCAACUCUGGGGUCUUGCUGAACAGCGGCUGCGGGCAGGAGAUUGACACACACAGCUUUGUCAUAAGGUGCAACCUGGCCCCAGUGCAGGAGUAUGCCCGGGAUGUGGGGCUCAAGACAGACCUGGUGACCAUGAACCCCUCCGUCAUCCAGCGGGCCUUCGAGGACUUGGUCAACGCCACGUGGCGGGAGAAGCUACUGCAGCGGCUGCACAGCCUCAAUGGCAGCAUCCUGUGGAUCCCCGCCUUCAUGGCCAGGGGCGGCAAGGAGCGCGUUGAGUGGGUCAACGAGCUCAUCCUGAAGCACCGCGUCAACGUGCGUACUGCAUACCCCUCUCUGCGCCUGCUGCACGCCGUCCGCGGUUACUGGCUGACCAACAAAGUCCACAUCAAAAGACCCACGACUGGCCUCUUGAUGUAUACCCUAGCCACACGUUUCUGCAACCAGAUCUACCUCUAUGGCUUCUGGCCCUUCCCGUUGGAUCAGAACCAGAACCCCGUCAAGUACCACUAUUAUGACAGCCUCAAGUAUGGCUACACCUCCCAGGCCAGCCCCCACACCAUGCCCUUGGAGUUCAAGGCCCUCAAAAGCCUGCAUGAGCAGGGGGCUUUGAAACUGACUGUGGGCCAGUGUGAUGGGGCCACGUAAGGUGGGCGGCCCGUGGGACUCAGUGGCUCACAUUUCCUGCCAGCUACACCACAGGCGGAUGGGAGUCGGGGUGGCACAAACUAUAGAACAAGCAGGCUAGUGGUUUUCUUUGUUCAAGUGUAAAACAGUGACCAGAAUAUAUAUAUCUAUACCUGCAUAUAUAUAUUGACCUGAGUAUUUAUAACUGUGUGGUGUUCAUCUAGCAUUAGGCAGAUAAGCCACAGGAAGAAGGUGUGGAGAACCCACUCGAACUGGAUUGAAACUCAGUCCAUCUUUGGGGGCAGAAGGACUAGACAUGAACAGAAGCCAGUCUUGUGACUUUGGAUGACAAACUGGCUCCUGGGUUGGAGGGAUCUUUGGGCUCAUGGAUGAAUGGAGAGCCACCUGUUGGCAGCUGCCCCGAGCCUCUGAGAAAUGUGGAUUCUGGGUGAGCCAAGACCCAGAAGGGACAAGCUAACCCAACUCUAAAACGGUGCUGUUCACGGAGGAGAGGGAGGUUGGAGCAUUCAGCCCAGCAAAGGAGCACAGGUACACGAGAAGCAGAGACCACAUCGCAGCUGAGGACCUUGUUCCACGAACUUUAACUGCCCAAGGGAUGAAUCACAGUUGACCCACUUGCCCCAGCUGGGCCUCCACAGCUAUGGAGAGAAGGCUGGAGAAGGCAAGAUGGAUAGUUCAUCUUCUAGCUUAGCAAGAACCACCAAGAACCUGGGAUGGAGCAGACAGAUGACACUAAAGAGCUGGGGUGUUCCAAUCGUGUUUUUGAAACAUCGCGACCUCCUGCUAAGGGUUGGCGCUCCACCCCAGAAUAAGGCAGAAGAGUGCCCAAAGUGUGGUGGUUGGCGGUGGGCGUUCUUUAAAGCAACUUGAGUCUGCUAAGGAAGAAGGGACCCUGAGAUUUCAUCUUCAGGGUUAGCCUCCUUCCUGCCUUGUUAGAAUGUCACAUGAGGGACUGUACUGUCCACUUCUGCCACCAGGGAAACCACAGCAAAAGCUUGAAAGGGCACUGCAAAGAUAAAUGUCAUCCUUUU